CUUGUUUGUUUUCAUAUUUUAUUAGCGAAAUAAGAAUUUUCUUGCAUGAACAACCUAACCUUGAACUAAAGAAAAAUAAUUUGUAGAACAAUAAUUUUGACAAUUAUUUUAUUCUAGCAAGAAUUAAUUAAAUUUGCCCAUACAUACAAUUUUAUGAUUAGAUUUACACAUCAUGUCGAAAAAUAGCACUAAAAUAUUUCCUGGGGCUUUGGUGUGUGAAGAAUCAAAACUAAGAGGAGAUAUUACGGUCGGGGCCGGCACUAUAAUACAUCCUAGCGCAACAAUAAAUGCAGAAGCAGGCCCCAUUAUUAUUGGUGAAUCUUGUUUAAUAGAAGAACAAGUCAAAAUAAUUCAUAGGCUUCCGUUUGAUCAUCAAACUAGCGAAAAUACCCCGGUACUUAUUAUAGGAUCCAACAAUGUAUUUGAGGUUGAUUGUACUGUUGAGGCUUCAAAAAUUGGAAGUAACAAUGUUUUCGAAACAAAAUGUUUUGUUGGAAACAAGGUGACUGUAUCUAAUGGAUGUACCAUUGGUGCGGGAUGUAGGAUAACAGGCGAACAGAUUUUAAAAGAAAAUAUUACAAUAUAUGGAGCGAAAUGUCAAAUGAGAGAAGGUUUAGAUAAGCCUGUGCCGCAAACAUUACAGAUGGAAACCUUAAUGAAAAUGUUACCGAAUUACCAUCACAUACGGAAACCGAACAAAAAAUACUAAACCUAGGUUGUAUUGUAUUUCAGGAUAAAUAUUAAAGUUAAUUUUUAAAGUGAUUGAGUUGAUUAUUUACUA
Messenger RNA from Cylas formicarius (sweet potato weevil), 781 nucleotides. It is a transcript of the gene DCTN6-p27, whose product is annotated as dynactin subunit 6. Gene Ontology annotation, cellular component: dynactin complex. Lineage: Eukaryota; Metazoa; Arthropoda; Insecta; Coleoptera; Brentidae. The record is from RefSeq and is a predicted model, not a curated record. Gene Ontology annotation, biological process: mitotic spindle organization. The transcript has 4 exons. Gene Ontology annotation, molecular function: dynein complex binding. The coding region runs from base 173 to 709 and encodes 178 amino acids.